GUCUUACAACGUCAGAUUCAGACACUAGCACUCUUUCAGUUGAUAAUAACAAAUAAUACUCAAAACAUAUACCCGUUUCUUUUUGCAUUACCUUUUUGGAUAUAAAACAGCGUAAAUUUAAGAUUCUUUUAAAUUCUCUUGACCAUAAAUUGUCCAUUCAAGAAAUACAUUUACUUCUUUUUUCGAUUUAAAACCAAAAUAAGCGAGGAACGCAGAAUGUCGUCUAAAUUUGGUGAGAAGCUCGGCCUAGCUAGCAAUGGUAUAACCAGCGAUGAUCUGGCCGCCAUGGAUCCUACUGAGACCGACUUCGCCCUGGAGUUGAAGCCCACCCCCAAGCUGACCUGCAUUCCGGAGCACCAGCGUAAGCGCUUGGUCAGCUCGGAUACCAGUGUUUAUCAGCGUGAGAACGUGUUCGAUAUGCCGGACAAGUCUUGGUCGGUUCUGUAUUUUGGAGCUGGCAAGAACAGGGCCUUUAAGUAGGAACUGCAGAAGCCAAACAGACGACUCGUUCCCGCUGUCCUAACAUCCCGUAUUAGCACCAAUUUAAAUCGAAUGUCUGGCUGACAUUCCGCCUGGCCCAUUGAUUGACUCCCUGACUCCUCCUGGAGCACAUCCAUUUACCAAUCCACCAUCCAUCAAACGUCGCGAAAUGUUAUAUACACAUUAUAUAUAUGAAAAUGAAAAUUCGCCCUCGUGCCAG
Messenger RNA from Drosophila eugracilis, 700 nucleotides. RefSeq lists its product as uncharacterized. NCBI's taxonomy places the organism in Eukaryota, Metazoa, Arthropoda, Insecta, Diptera, Drosophilidae. The record is from RefSeq and is a predicted model, not a curated record. The transcript has 2 exons. Bases 217 to 480 code for a protein of 87 amino acids.